This is a messenger RNA of Hippocampus zosterae (dwarf seahorse), 2491 nucleotides long. It is a transcript of the gene wls, whose product is annotated as Wnt ligand secretion mediator. The transcript is spliced from 12 exons. Lineage: Eukaryota; Metazoa; Chordata; Actinopteri; Syngnathiformes; Syngnathidae. Gene Ontology annotation, cellular component: organelle membrane; endomembrane system. The record is from RefSeq and is a predicted model, not a curated record. Gene Ontology annotation, biological process: intracellular protein transport; Wnt protein secretion; Wnt signaling pathway. Bases 168 to 1808 code for a protein of 546 amino acids. Gene Ontology annotation, molecular function: Wnt-protein binding.
CCAUUUUUUUUUUUUUUCGCUCCUCUUUUUCUUCCGUCGAAGUUGAAAGGCUGGAGCCUGCGCGGCAGAAGGGAGCCACCACUUUCUUGCCUUCCCACACUGGUCGCGGAUGCAACGAUUUUGUGUCUUUUGAGGAGCCACAUUGUCCAUUUUUUGACUCCAUCACGAUGGCGGGGGCAAUUAUCGAGAACAUGAGUACCAAAAAGUUGGUGAUAGUGGGAGUUAUACUGCUUUUGUUCCAGGCGUUCGCUUUCAUGGUCGGUGGGUUAAUUGCUCCCCGGCCCACCACGGCAGUACACUACCUGGCCACCAAAUGCGUGGACACCGUCAAGCACCGGCAGGAAGCAAAGUGGUUCAUGCCUUGGGGUCCCAAUCAAUGCGACAAGAUCCGCUCCUUUGACGAGGCUCCGGCCAAGAUGAUCGAGGCCAACAACAUUGUGUUUGCUGUCCACAUUCCUCUGCCGGACAAGGAGAUGAGCCCCUGGUUCCAGUUCAUGCUGGUCAUCUUGCAGUUUGACAUCGCCUUCAAAAUGUACAAUCAGAUCGAGGAUGGAGCGAUGGUCACCGUUGACGUGGGCCUGGCCUACAGAGACGAUACCAUUAGUGAGUGGACUGAGAUGGCUCACUCUUUUGAACAACGGAAGCUCAACUGCAAUUUCACCACUUCCAAGACGUUUGAAAACGAAGGCCGCUACUAUGAGUGUGACCUUCUGCCCUUCAUGGAGGUUGGCAGCGUGGCCCAUAAGUACUACCUCCUCAACAUUCGCCUGCCUGUCAAUGAGCGCAAGAAGAUCAACGUGGGCAUCGGCGAAAUUAAGGACGUUCGCCUGGUUGGAAUCCACCAAAAUGGAGGCUUCACAAAGGUUUGGUUUGCCAUGAAGACGUUCCUGACGCCCAGCAUCCUCAUCAUCAUGAUCUGGUACUGGAGGCGCAUCACGCUCAUGACGAGACCCCCCGUGCUGCUGGAGAAGGUGAUCUUUGCUCUGGGUAUCUCCAUGACGUUCAUCAACAUCCCAGUGGAGUGGUUCUCUAUUGGUUUCAACUGGACCUGGAUGUUGCUUUUUGGAGACAUUCGACAAGGCAUCUUCUACUCCAUGCUGCUUUCUUUCUGGAUCAUCUUCUGCGGGGAGCACCUCAUGGACCAGACUGAGAGGAAUCGUUUCUCAGUGUAUUGGAAGCAAGUCGGGCCUAUCGUGUUUGGGUCUUUCUGUCUCUUUAUCUUUGACAUGUGCGAGAGAGGCGUCCAGUUGACCAACCCCUUCUACAGCAUCUGGGCAUCGGAUGUUGGCACUGAGCUGGCCAUGGCUUUCAUCAUCGUGGCCGGGAUCUGCGCUUGCCUCUACUUCCUCUUCCUCUGCUUCAUGGUUUUCCAAGUCUUUCGCAACAUCAGCGGGAAGAGGACGUCACUGCCCGCCAUGUCCAAGGCGAGACGCCUGCACUAUGAAGGUUUGAUUUUUAGGUUCAAAUUCCUCAUGUUGGUCACGUUGGCUUGUGCCGCCAUGACUGUCAUCUUCUUCAUCAUCAGUCAGGUGAAUGAGGGUCACUGGCACUGGGGGGAACACACCGUGGAGGUGAACAGCGCCUUCUUCACGGGCAUCUACGGCAUGUGGAACCUCUACGUAUUCGCCAUCAUGUUCUUGUACGCCCCCUCUCACAAGCGAUACGGAGACGACCAGUCAAGUGGACAGUGUAUCACAGGAGAUGCCGCUGCAAACAGCGGUGAAGACAUCCAGCUGACGACGACCAUCACUCACGUUGACGGUCCCACCGAGAUCUACAAGAUGACUGGAAAAGAAGCCCAAGAGUAGACCCCGCCCGCAUUGACGUUACCUACUGUUCCAACGGCCCCCUUCCCCAAGGACGUACUGUACAUAAGUUACACGUUUUGGUUUUUUUUCUUCUCUUUUAUACCCAUGACCCCUGACGCAACAGUCCACCUUGCACGAACUUUCAACAAGUCCUUUUCAUUUCAUGGGGGAUACAUUUCAUACUUGCUGAUACUAUUGUGUUUUUAAAAUGUCGCACAACACUUUUGACACCAAGUCGGGUACUUGAAAGCUGCUUCGUAGAUCAAUGUAUUUGCUCAAAAUGUUACAUUUAGUCUGGUUUGCGCUGCGGUUUUAAAGUCGAGGCCUAAAAUUGGAUGGGAAUGGACUGCAUCAUUUCUUUUUUUUUUUUCUGGACGCAAUGCUGUCACUCCCGCCUGUAAUGUUCACGGUGAAGGCCAUCUAACCUGUCACUAAUCUCUUCCUUGGAAAGUACAUCAUGUGACACACGUCGUUAUAAAAGUAUUUUUUAAAAUAUUAUUUGGGGGGAAAAUGUACAGACCACAAAUCUAUUUUUAUAGUGGUUUUUUUUUCCCAAUUGCAAAAACAUGUAUCAUGCUCUACCACGUUAAGAGUUUAGAAGUUGCCAGUAGUCUUAUUAAAUGUCCUAUUUUUUUUUGUUUUUUGCUCUCUAUUGUAAUUUAAAUAAAAGUAAUUUUACUUAA